GCGGUUCGAAACAUCCGGAAACGAUUCCAUUCGGUAUCAUAAAUAAGAUUCGAAUAUCUUUGAGUUUACGAUCUGAAGGUGCCCUCUAUUGAGCCCAUUGUAGUUGUAACUUGAUAUAUGCACUGUUUUUUUCUCGUGAAAAUUCGCCUCGCUGCACAUGCGCAAUGAAAUUCUCCAUCGUUUCACCAUCGAGAUCUAAGCAAACUUCACCGUGAAACGAAACGAUGAUAUAUCGAACGAAACAUUCUAUCGAGAUUGAACGAAUUAAUCGUAAAAAUAAUCGCGUAAAGUAUUAAUUUUUUCGAUCGAAGGAUUGGAAACGAAGCGGAUUGAGCGUGAAAAAUUAACGAGAGAAAAAAAUAAAAGAGAUUUCUCGAAAGUCUUUACCGACCGCGCACAACAUGGCGAGGGUGGCGCCUUCGGCAAGGUCUGCCUAUGAAUCGCAACCCUCGAGAGAGACCAGUGGUGGAGGAUUGACACACGGUGGGGUGGCGAAACGAGAAACUCUCUUUCCGUGAAAGUGUCGGGGUGUAUUGGCGCUGUCAUAUGGAGGCAAACGAGGCGCCGUGUUAGGCACUCUGGCCUGCACGGACGCCUUGCUGUGUGCGUUACGUCGUGAAAAAGUGUUGGAAGAAAAAAAAAGAAAAAAAAAAAGCGAACUGUGUAAACUAAGUUUUAUUAAUUUGGUCAAUAAGUGUUGAUUGAAUGUGUUAAAAAUGGCGGCCAGUAAACCUCCGGAAAUGAAUUACACGUGCGAAAUUUGCGGUCUAGAAGGUUUCAACGAUGAAGAGAUGAGAUCUCAUAUGGUUUUCUAUCAUCUUCAAGGAGCCGCAAAUUGCCCCUUUUGCGAUUUAGGCGAAAUUUCACCAACAGAGAUGUUGACACAUGUUAAUAGUGCUCAUCUCGAUUAUUUAACACCUAGUACUCCAGAGAGUGAUAUGAUGGCAUUUAUUGAUGAUGAUUCAUUAGUGGAUGAUAGAAGACAUGACGAAUGUCGUGGUCCAUGUCCUUCUCCAACCAUGUCUCCAAGUCCUCCACUUCUUCAAAAUGGUUGGAGUAGUUCGUUUAGUCCUCGUGCUAAGCAGCAGCAAGAAAUAUUAAAAUCAGAGCCACAAAUUCCUGGUUCUAAUAUGAAUAAUAAUAACAACAACAAUAACAUUGGAAAUGUUAAUAAUGUUAUAGAAGGUGCAGCUGGACAUGGAUCUCCACUGCGUUCAGGCCUAAAUUUACAACUGCGUUCUCAUGCUUCACCAAAACUUCCAGUUCAAGAAUGUCCUAUGUGUCCCUACAGUUCUGAUAAUCCAUCAAGGCUAGAAGAGCAUAUCAACAGACAACAUUUUGAUCUUACUUCGCCGUCCUUUCCACCUGAAUCUCCACCAUCUCGUGAUGGUGUCUUUAACUGCCCUUUAUGCAUCACGUCUUUUCCAAAUUCUUCUGAUCUUGAAUUACACGUUAAUAUAGAGCAUAAAGAUAUUUUAAGUCCUGCAAAUGGUGCAGCUUCCCAAACGGCUCAAGCGACUAUUGGUAGUGAUACACCUGCAUGUCCAGUUUGCUUUAGUACUUCGUUUAAAAGCAAUGAUGAAUUGACUGCACAUAUUGAAGAACAUUUCAGUAAAAAGUGCACUCCAUCCCCUAUAACUCCAGAUUUAUCUACUGAUAGAAUGUUAGCAAAAGAUAUGGAAAGACUUGAAAAGGAGCUCAGAAAAUUACGCGAACAACGUGAAUUUGAAUUGUUAAGAGCUCAAUAUGGGAUGGACAAUCAAGGAAAUUUUAGGGAACAAAGUGUUACCAAUAUGCAGCGGGCUGUAUAUUCAGGGGAAAUGACGAUUGCUGAUUAUUACGAAAGACAAACUGAACUCAGAGUAGCUGAAAGCAGCGGUAUCGAUGAUGGCAGCUCCUGUACACGCGGUAAUAAUUUUUUUUUAAAAAAAUAUUCUUUCAGUCAAGCAUGUAGUAAUGUAUUAAGCACCUGGAUGUGUUCUACUGUAGAUCAUUAUGCUACCACUUAUGGAGACAAAGGAUGGGGAUGUGGUUACAGAAAUUUACAAAUGUUAAUUUCAUCACUUUUACAACAUACAGGGUAUAAUGAGUUAGUUUAUAAAGCAUGGAAUUCUGGUUUGGAUAGUGGUAGUUCUACCAAGAAUCCAUUACGAAGUUCAAUACCGUCGAUCUCUAGACUUCAGAAAAUGAUAGAGUGGGCUUGGGCUCAAGGUUUUGAUACCCAAGGAGCAGAACAAUUGGGAGGAAAAUUGGUGAAUACUAGAAAAUGGAUUGGUCCUACAGAAGUAGUCAUAUUAUUAUCUAGUUUGAGAAUAAAAUGUCAGUUAAUAGAUUUUUAUACACCAACUAAUUCUGAUGGUGGACAUCCUGAAAUGUUUAAUUGGGUUUUACAAUACUUCCAACGUUGUGAUGAUUUUAAACCACCUCUUUAUUUACAGCAUCAAGGUCAUAGUAGAACAAUAAUAGGAGUAGAACAAUUAAGAGAUGGUUCAAUAACAAUGUUAGUACUCGAUCCAAGCCAUAGCCCAGCACAAAUGGCACAAUUUAACAAUACAAGUAGUGCACUCGGUGCAAUGCGUUUGGUGCGAAAAUCGAUUGCAGCGAUGAAAGCAAGACAGUAUCAAGUUGUUGCUGUUACCGGUAUCAUGGAAACUGACUUAGAAUAUCAUGAAAGCAAAGUGUUACGUUUAAUUCGUGUACCACAAGAUAGGUGAGACUUACUGGCUCGAAAAGAAAUUAAAUCUUUUGGAAAGACGAUAGACUGCCUGAAACCAAUUUUGUCCGGCAUCCUUAAAGUUACAUGACCGCAAUGUUCUAGGUUUUAUUAAUAGGGGAUUUGCUCCACCAUAGUAGUUGCAAAAAUAUUAUUUAACAAUAUAUUCUUGCAUAUUUUCGCCGUCGUAUGUCGGUUUCUCAAAUCACGUGUAUUUAAGCCUGCGUCGCGGUUCAGAAUUUUGGAGUUAAAAUCGAUGAACUUAUAAAUUUACAAUUUUUAAAAAAAAAAUCUGUAUAUUGCGAAAAUUAAUUUUUUUUAUCAGCAUUAAAAAUAUUGUACUUUGAUGUGUGCUUGAGAAAAAAUUAUAAUCAGGAUGUAUGUUCAAAGAUAAAAUCGAUUGAAAUUUUUUGGUCUAAAUAAUGUUCUGCUCAAUUUUCGUCGCACCGAACAGGUUGUGCUAAUUUUUAAUUGAUCAAUCGACUUAUGCCGAUCGGUUGCAUCAGCGAAAAAAGCCAUGGCAGAGCUUGAAAAAUGAGACUCUUUCGUAGCUGUGAUGCUGUUAACAAUUUAAUGCUAAUCACCGAUUCUUAAUAUUUUUGAAGACACUCCAUAUGAUCAUUAAAAAAAGCAUUGUCCAUGUUUUAACUUCUUUCACUUGUAUUUUACAUUUUUAAUAAACAUUAUUGUCACAAUAUUGUCAAUUUUUAGUCA
Molecule: messenger RNA, 3427 nt
Organism: Apis dorsata (giant honeybee)
Lineage: Eukaryota; Metazoa; Arthropoda; Insecta; Hymenoptera; Apidae
Product: zinc finger-containing ubiquitin peptidase 1-like
Exons: 9
Coding region: 717-2714 (665 amino acids)
Biological process (GO): regulation of gene expression
Cellular component (GO): nucleus
Source: RefSeq, a predicted model, not a curated record